GGUGCCGGGAGAGAAGAACAAGUGAAGGAGAAUGGAGGGUGAAAUUUAGCAAGAGGAAGAAUGGGGGAGCUGGAAUUGAGGGGCGAAACUUUUCAAGGUUGAUUCCGGCAGCGGAGGCAUCAUUUCCGCUGACUUUUGUGACGGAAAGGAGUCGAUGAUAUUGGCCAUGUUGAUCUACAGGAGCAAAGGUUCAAGUCUCCCCAUUGAUGAAGAUUGGCUUGAAUUGUAAUCCUGCCCACCAAAGUGUUUUCAGUCUACACCAGCACUACGUAACCAUCACACUUGAUGGGACUACUCUCUACGUUUUUGUCCAAGUCUCUGAAUGGCAUCUGGACUAUGACUGAGUGCUGAGGGACUGCACCCAGUGCCUCUUGUCAAGUGGAGGCCCAUCCCUUAAAGAGUACUCCCUAUCCUGGAGACCUUUGGGUAUGCCUAGAGUGGUAUGUCACCGUGGAAGACAGCAAGCUGAAGACUUAUUAGCUGGAUAAUCAUCCCUGAUCCAGGUGUAGCAGGGUGGCUCUGCUCUGGCUGGAAGAAGCAGCUUUUGUGUUGCCAGCAGAGAAAGGGCAGAGGGGAGAGUUUCAAAAGGCAAGCGGCUCCCGGAGCUCAAUUCAUAGUUCUAGAUGUGAAUCAAUCCCAUGAUGCAACAUGUCUCCCCAGCGCCAGCUCUGACAAUGAUGGCCACACAGACUGUGCCCCCUCCCCCUUAUCAAGAGACCCAGCAGAUGACGGCCACAGCGCAGCAGCCGGCGAAAGCACAGCCCGUCCACAUCACCACUCCCUCGGCAGCAGGCAACACUCCUAUCCCCAACACUCCCAUCGACCCUCAGGCACAGCUGGAGGCUGACAAGCGGGCUGUCUACAGGCAUCCUCUCUUCCCCCUCCUGACGCUGCUGUUUGAGAAGUGCGAGCAGGCGACGCAGGGAUCGGAGUGCAUCACUUCUGCCAGCUUUGAUGUCGACAUUGAGAAUUUUGUACGCCAGCAGGAGCAGGAGCACAAACCAUUCUUCAGUGAUGACCCUGAGCUGGACAACCUGAUGGUGAAAGCCAUUCAGGUCUUGAGAAUUCAUCUACUGGAGUUGGAAAAGGUGAAUGAAUUGUGCAAGGACUUUUGUAACCGUUACAUCACCUGCCUCAAAACUAAGAUGCACAGCGACAACCUACUCAGGAAUGACCUUGGGGGGCCCUACUCCCCGAACCAGUCCUCCCUAAACCUACACACACAGGAUUUGCUGCAGAAUUCUCCUAACUCAAUGACUGCCGUAUCCGGCAACACCCAAGGCAUCGUGGUACCCGCGUCAGCACUGCAGCAGGGGAAUAUCUCCAUGACAACAGUCAACUCACAAGUUGUGUCAGGUGGAGCCCUUUACCAGCCUGUAACGAUGGUAACGUCUCAGGGCCAGGUGGUAACCCAAGCAAUCCCACAGGGAGCCAUUCAGAUCCAGAACACACAGGUUAACCUGGACCUGACCUCUCUUCUUGACAGCGAAGAUAAAAAGUCAAAGAACAAACGGGGAGUCCUGCCUAAGCAUGCUACGAAUAUCAUGCGCUCCUGGCUCUUUCAGCAUCUUAUGCACCCUUACCCGACAGAGGACGAGAAAAGACAGAUAGCGGCACAGACAAACCUGACGCUCCUGCAGGUCAACAACUGGUUUAUCAAUGCCCGGCGACGCAUCCUGCAGCCCAUGCUUGACGCGAGCAAUCCAGAUCCAGCCCCCAAAGCCAAGAAGAUCAAGUCCCAGCACCGGCCCACGCAGAGAUUCUGGCCCAACUCGAUUGCAGCCGGAGUGCUGCAGCAGCAAGGAGGCAAUCCUGGGACUAAUCCCGACGGCUCCAUCAAUAUGGACAACCUGCAGUCUCUCUCUUCUGAUAAUGCUACCAUUGCUAUGCAGCAGGCCAUGAUGGCAGCUCAUGACGACUCACUCGAUGGGACAGAAGAUGAAGAGGAUGAUGAGAUGGAGGAGGAAGAGGAGGAAGAGGAAGAAGAGGAGGAACUGGAGGAGGACACCGAGGAACUCCAGACUACAAAUGUUAGCGACCUUGGCUUGGAGCACAGUGACUCACUUGAGUAGCAAACUGUGGUCAAUGGUGGAGCAGAUGCCUCCCAAGAAGCCGUUUCUCCUGCUUGCCUAAGUCAUUGGCCCAAGGAAUUGUAGAGAGAGUCUGAACUUUAACAUACAAGCCCCACAUCCCUUGAAAGAUGUAAUUCAACAACACCCUUACCAAGUGUCCUGCUUACCUGCGGUCCGUUGCAGGAAUGGACGUGAAUGCACAUUUCAGAGACCUGUCGAAUGUGCAAGCUGAUUAUUUAAGUGAAGGACACACGUUUACAAGGCACAUAUUGUGGCCAGUUUUUUUUUUCCUUUGUUUUUGAUAACAACAAAAAGUGUUUUUAGGGUAAGCUGUUUUCUGUAUGACUGAAUGUUUUAUGGAUGUCCUAAUGCAAUGCCUUUUUGUGACAUGCAA
Molecule: messenger RNA, 2466 nt
Organism: Hemicordylus capensis (graceful crag lizard)
Lineage: Eukaryota; Metazoa; Chordata; Lepidosauria; Squamata; Cordylidae
Gene: PKNOX2
Product: PBX/knotted 1 homeobox 2
Exons: 14
Coding region: 639-2072 (477 amino acids)
Biological process (GO): regulation of transcription by RNA polymerase II
Molecular function (GO): RNA polymerase II cis-regulatory region sequence-specific DNA binding; DNA-binding transcription factor activity, RNA polymerase II-specific
Source: RefSeq, a predicted model, not a curated record